AUGGUAUCGGUCGAUGCGCUUCAAUCCUCCGUCAACGAAUUCGCGAAAGAAAAUGGAUUUGGUGUUGUCAGGCACAACGGUUCCGGCAGCCGAGUGCGGAAGACCAGAUAUGUGUUCCAGUGUGAUCGAUACGGCGAGCCACGCACAUCAAGAGGCGCAGGUCUCCGCCAAAGGCGGUCGCGCAAGUGCGGCUGUAAGUGGAAGAUUAUUGCGGAGGCCCUGGAACAGAACGACUACAGGUGGACGCUGCGGGCGUUUGCCGACCCUCAGCACAGCCAACACAACCACGACCGUACCAUGAGUCUGUCAGCGCAUCCAGUCCAUCGGAGACUUACUGACUCUGUCAAGGCAACUAUUGAAGCGACAAGCCGACGAGUAGGAAUAAGGGCGCGUGAUGUCCGUGGCAUCGUUCAAGAAAAGCAUCUCGGAACGCACUACACAAGAAAGGACAUAUACAACGCUAGGACACUCUUGCGCCGCGAAAAGCUUGGCGGAUUGGGUCCGACAGCCGCCUUGAUCAAGCUGUUUGACGAGAGGGCCAUUCCAUAUAUCGUCAAGUGGUCGGAGACAGAGCCUGAUCGCCUCGUUGGCCUCCUAUUCACCUUUCCAUAUUGUCUCCGAAUGUGGAAACGAUUUCCGGAAAUAAUGAGCUUCGACAACACGUACAAUACAAACCGCUUCAAGCUCCCGCUCUUCCAGGUAACGGGGCAAACAUGCCUGAAGUCUGUCUACAACGCCGCAUUCGGUUUGAUCGAUAACGAGCGUCGUGAGGGGUUCCAAUUCCUCACUGAAGCGGUCAGAGAAUUGACCGAGAGGCGUGGGAUUCCGCUACCAGACGUUGUUAUCACCGACUACGAUAAGGCGAUGAAGGAAGCACUAGACAACCAAUUCCCCGACAGCCAGCAACAGCUUUGUAUCCACCAUAUCAACGCAAACGUUCUUCUUAAUGCGAAACGGAAGUGGAAGAACGCAAAAGAAGGUGGGGAAAGCGAUGGAGACGGUAGCUCUUGCAGGGAGCAGACACAGAUGGCAUUGACUCCGAGGGAUAUGGAAGCUGUGCUCGUAGCAGAGAGGCAAGACAACCCGCUGCCCCAGGGCAACCUUGCUGCACCUGUGCCGCACAACUACCGUGGCGUCCUCGAACUGCGGAAGUUGGUGGCUUUUGCAGAGACCAGGGAAGAACACGAGAAGGCUUGGGCGGGCCUAUGUGACGAGUUCAACGACCAGCCGGCCAUCCUUAUGUACCUGUACAACACGUACCUGCCCAUACGAGCACAGUGGGCACAAUGUUUCAUCAAGAAGUACCGCAAUUUUGGAGGUCGGGUGACCUCUGGUACCGAGGCCAGCAACAACAAUAUCAAGAGCUACCUGCUCAAUGGGAUGAGCCAUUUGUACUCACUCGUCGAGGCUGUUGAGGCUAUGUUGAGAGAUCAAGAGCGAGACUUCAUCGAUGCCUGCUCGCAGGAUGAGGUGCUGACCUCUCGGACAUAUUCUGGCCCUGGUUCAGAGUGA
This is a messenger RNA of Purpureocillium lilacinum, 1512 nucleotides long. Lineage: Eukaryota; Fungi; Ascomycota; Sordariomycetes; Hypocreales; Ophiocordycipitaceae. The record is from RefSeq and is a predicted model, not a curated record.